Molecule: messenger RNA, 7620 nt
Organism: Boleophthalmus pectinirostris (great blue-spotted mudskipper)
Lineage: Eukaryota; Metazoa; Chordata; Actinopteri; Gobiiformes; Gobiidae
Product: meiosis regulator and mRNA stability factor 1
Exons: 27
Coding region: 190-5520 (1776 amino acids)
Biological process (GO): post-transcriptional gene silencing
Cellular component (GO): peroxisome; cytoplasm
Molecular function (GO): mRNA base-pairing post-transcriptional repressor activity; RNA nuclease activity; CCR4-NOT complex binding
Source: RefSeq, a predicted model, not a curated record
AACAGACUGGCGCUGCCAGGCUCAAUAUUUUUUCGACAGCUGCGACUCAUUUGCGGCAGUGUGUAGGUUACAAAAAGAUUCGUGUUUCUGGGGACAAACAGAGGGAGACGGUCCAUGGGGGAAAUGUAACGACACCAGACAUGAGAGAGAAGAGGACCGAAUUUGAGGAGAAGGACCGUUUUGGGAUGAAUGAUGGAAGGACUGGGAAAAGAGGGAUCCAUAUGCAGCUCUAGACCCUACCCAUGGCUUGGCCCGAGCAAAACAGAAGCCUCAACUUUGCUGUGGAAACUCAAAGACUGCUUUUCCUAUAAUGUAACACCAUCUACCAACACUGAUAAAGAAAGAAGUUACAUGGAGAGCAGAAAGCCUGUGCUGGAUCUAAAAGAUGUCCCUCCUCCUCCUCCUCCUCUGCAUCACAAUACCUCUCCCCAGCCUCCCCAGCGCUUCUCUCUCGCCCCUCUCCCCAUUCCUCCACCUUGCUUGCCUCCGCCUCCUUCGAUUCCUCAGCAGCCAGCCCCACCACCACUGUCCCAGCAGCAACAGGGAUCUAGCCCCAAUGUAAGCACUUGCUCCUAUUGUGAAUAUUGUGGCACAGGGCGCUAUAACACUGUAGGUGGUGGAGCUGGUGUUGGCAAUAGCAGUAGCAUCGAGGGUCCCCUCUCCUUUUACAUGGCUUCAAGCUCUUUGGGAGUACACAGCCCUAACAGUAAAGUUUACAGCUCUGGGCCUUGUUCUAUGCCAUCAUCUGUUCAAUAUAAACUAAAUUUAAGCAGUGGAAACCAUGAUGAAUCUUUAGCUACGUGGAGCAGUCAUAGUUACACAUCCCAGUUACCUUCUUCUGUUGCUACCUCACAACCUGUAUCAUUACAUCCAUAUGCACCUGGCUGUUCAGAACUGCUCCACUCCUACCCAUCGCUACCUCUGUCCUGCAGCCAGACCAACCAGUUUCCCUCUUCAACUCCUCCAGUCUCCUCUCUUCCCGCUACUUAUACACCUUUGCAUGGCUCCUGCUUGGCUUCUUCUGGCUACUACCCCUGUGGUGUAGACUGCAGCCCUUUGACCAGGAGAGCCCAAAGAAGCACAAAACUGGGUGAACAUACCACCACCACUAUAUCCACUACCACCACCUCAUCACACUUUUGCUCUAUACCUAUGCACCUAAAUGUAGAACGCACGGUUGGUGUGAAGGGGGCACAGCACUGCCAAGAGUGCUUGCUGAAGACUGCAACACAUGUAGUGCCUGAAUCAGACAAAGGGUGGCCCAGUGUUCCUCUUCCCCAGACCACUCCCAUCCCUAUUUGUAAUGGUUGUAGUACAUCUGCAGAAACGGGACAGAAAUAUGGUUCUCCUGAAAUUGGUGGUCCUGAAAAUAUCCCUCCUGUUGGGGUAUUCUGGGAUAUUGAAAACUGUAGCGUUCCCACUGGGCGCUCUGCAGCUGCUGUGGUGGAACGAAUACGCAGCCGCUUUUUCCAGGGUCACCGUGAGGCAGAGUUCAUCUGUGUGUGUGAUAUCAGUAAAGAGAGUAAAUCUGUCAUCCAAGAGCUCAAUAACUGCCAGGUCACAGUUGCCCAUAUUAAUGCCACAGCCAAAAAUGCUGCUGAUGACAAGCUUCGUCAAAGUCUGCGACGCUUUGCUGAGACCCACACUGCACCUGCUACAGUUGUAUUGGUAUCCUCUGAUGUGAACUUUGCCAGUGAGCUGAGUGAUCUGCGCCAUCGCCAUGGUUUCCAGGUGAUCCUUGUCCAUAAUCAUGCCUCGCCCGCUCUUCUGCAGCACGCCAACUGCCACGUGGCCUUUCAGGAGCUCAGUGCCGAUUUACCACCUCGAAUGGUCAACGAAAAGCCCACUUUCAGCCUCCUCUAUGUGCACAACCUUCCCAUCGCCCGUGACAAGAGUCAACUCAAUGCUGUGAAACUGCGGCUCCGCCGGUUAUCUGCUAACUGUGGUGGCAAAGUGCUGGGUGUGUCUCACGGUACAGCAGUCCUGCGUUUUGGCAGUCCUGCCGCUGCCGCACGUGCAUCUAAACGAAUGGAGAAUGAAGAUGUCUUUGGCCGUCGCAUCAGCGCGUCCUUCUCACCUUGGCCUGGUCAGCCCAGACCUGAUCACAAUUUUCAGGCUUACUUCCAUCAAGUUCUUCAGGCUCUGCCUCAGCCCUUCCCAGUCCACAACCCAUUGUUUGCCCCACACUUUUCCUCCUCACCUUUUCUAUCCCUGGAAAAAACCAGAUCACCCAGGAGGCCACGCAUCCGAGCCGCCCGCCCGGUGCCUGAACAGCCCUGCAGCCCCAGGAGAGGGUGCAGUGGGCCUCCCCAUGGUGCACCAUUCACAGCUCUUCAGGAGGUGAGCUGUGUAGAUGGUAAGCCUGUCUUUCCAGACAAAGGCCCACGUGCCACGUCUUCCUCACCUCGUCGCAAUGAGGCAGGAGCGCUAAGUCAAGUCCCCAAGCCUGCCCUCGCUGGAGAGUCUAUGUACAGAAGGAGAAGAGAUGGUUCAAGCCCUCGAAGCACAAAUGAGUUCCCCAUUGAAAGGGAGAGGACCAUGGGGGAGUUUCAGAUCAGCACACCCUCAGCUUUCAGCAAACUGAAUCUGCAGCGGAGCUUCAGUCCCCUUGUGCUUUCACAGGGAUCAUGGUCUUCAAGGAGUGCGUCUCCCUGCUUCUCAAGCCGCUCUUCACCCUUGCUUGCGCCUCCUCGUAGUCCGUGUUCUGAAACUUCUCCGGAACCUUUCUCUGAUGGAGCUGAGGUCCAAGCAGCCAAUCUGGAUUAUAGGAUGUCUCGUAAGGAUCUCCAGCAGACUCUUCAUGACACAUUCUCUAGAUAUGGACAGGUCAAAUCGGUGGAACUGAGCCCUCACACAGAUUAUCAGCUAAAAGCCACAGUACAAAUGGUAUCUUUACAGGAUGCCAUCAGUGCAAUUAGUGGUCUGCACCGCUAUAAAAUUGGAGGCAAACGUAUUCAAGUGUCUUUGGUCACUGGAGGUGGCAACAAGUCUCUGGCCAUGCUCAGCAGUGAGAUUAUAAGUAUUCUCCAGGAUGCACCUGCCAAUUGCCUUCCACUUUUCAAAUUCACUGAAAUCUAUGAGAAAAAGUACACGAAAAAGCUCAUAAUUGGAGAUCUGUAUAGACUGCCUGAAGUGGUUUCUGUACGUGAACAGGGAGGGUCGCGGCUUGUUUGCCUUUUAAACAGCAGCCAGAUGCGUCAGAGCCCACUGGGGUCCUCUCAGUCUCAGGAAGGAUCGUCCUCAGCGAGUGGCAGUCCCGUUGUGUUUGAAGAGCUGGAGUAUCAUGAGCCAGUCUGCAGACAGCACUUUGCACAACAAGACUUCAGUGAAGCUGAUUUUGAUCCUGAUGCCUACAAAAUCCCAUUUGUGGUGUUAUCUGUGAGCACUUUAACCUCUGAUGUCCACACUUUGUUGCAUUCUCAUGAGGGCACCCUUCCACUGCUUAGUUUUCCAGAUUGCUAUGCUGCUAAAUUUGGCCACCUGCAGUUGGGAAAUGAGACACUAGAGGGGGGUGUUUCUUUGGAGCAUCUCAUAACCUGUGUUCCCAGUAUCACAAUAGUCACAGCUCAGAAUGGCUUCAAAAUCAUCAAGUGGAUUCAUAAUAAACCACCGGUGCCCAACAGUGAGCCAUGGAUACAGCGCUGCAAGAGUCCAGUGGGUAACCCUCAGCUCAUUCAGUUCAGUCGUGAGAUAACUGACCUUUUAAAGAGCCAGGCGUCCUGCAUUAUGCCCAUCAGCAAGUUCAUCCCCUCAUACCACCAUCACUUCGCCAAACAGUGUCGCGUCUCAGACUAUGGUUACUCCAAACUGUUGGAGCUGCUUGAGGCAGUACCACAUGUGCUUCAGAUUUUGGGCAUGGGAACAAAGAGGCUGCUCACUUUAACACAUCGCGCUCAAGUGAAACGCUUCACCCAGGAUCUACUCAAACUGCUCAAAUUUCAAGCCAGCAAACAAGUGGCAAUCAAGGACUUCAUGCAGGCAUACCACUGGUGCUUCUCCAGAGACUGGCGGGUCAUUGAUUAUGGUGUAUGUGAUUUGAUGGACCUCCUAAAUGAAAUUCCUGACACAACCAUCACGAUUACACACCAGGACCCAGACACUGUCAUCUCUGUUCCCAAAAGAGAGCGUACUUCUGAAGAAAUAGACCGCACCAAGCAGUUUGGGAAGGAGGUGGUAGAUCUGCUCCGUCACCAGCCUCACUGCAGGAUGCUCUUCAGUAAAUUCAUUCCCACAUACCACCAUCAUUUUGGACGUCAGUGCAAGCUCAGCUACUACGGCUUUGCAAAACUCGUGGAGCUCUUCGAGGCAAUUCCUGACAUACUCAUGGUGCUAGAGUGUGGGGAGGAGAAAGUGCUCACACUGACAGAAGUAGAGCGGAUCAAGGCUCUGGCUGCACAGCUUGUCAAACUGCUCAGAGUCCAAAAGAACUCCAGUCUCCCUGUGAACCAACUGCUGACAGAAUACAGCAAAACCUUUGGUUAUGGGCUCCGUCUGCAGGACUAUGAUACCAGCUCCCUUCCUGCUCUGCUUGCAAAGCUCUGCCAUGUUGUCAAGGUGGUGGAUGGGCGUGAGGGGCGUGAGGUGCAGCUGAUCAACAGGAAGUCCCUGCGUUCACUCACCUCUCAGAUCCUGGCUCUGCUCAUGUCCCAGGAAGAGGAGCAGGUGUCCAGGGGUCUGAAGGUGGAUGAAGUUAGCAAUCUGUACAUGAGUGUGUAUGCAGCGUCUCUCAACCCAUGUGAAUACGGGUUCCUCUCACUUAGUGAGCUCCUUAAGAGCCUGCCUUAUCUCGUGGAGUUGUAUAAUGAAGAAUGUGAGGACAGCAGCUUGACUCAAGAGAGAGUGAGACUCACCAGGCUUUAUCAGUUUGCACGUGAUGUUCGAGCUCUGCUCCAAACUUACCAUUACAACCAGAUCUUCCUGACUGAGUUUCCUGGGGCUUAUCACAAAUUUACAGGCUGCAGCCUUGAGCCACGGUCAUUUGGAUACAAUAACAUUGAUGAGCUGCUCAGUGCCAUCCCACAGGUGGUCUGGAUCAAAGGACACAGUCACAAGAGGAUUAUAGUUUUAAAAAACGAUAUGAAGGCAAGAGUAAGUACAUCAGUCCCCAGCAGCCCACAGCCCAGUGACAACACAGAAAGUCCAAGGGAGAGUCCUGUCAGCAGUGUGAUUUCAGACUCUCACAGUUCAGGUGGUGCUGAGCUGUUGUCUUCGAUCUCCCCACUGGAUCUCCUGUGCGGACCUGUACCGUCCUGCCUCCCCUCCCCUCAGCUACACCCUGACCCUGUUCUUCAGUUGGACUUGAUUCAUUUUGAGGAAAAGCCACCCACAACUGAGAGUUCUGAAGCAGCAGCUGAAGGGACAUCUGAUCCACCUGAGCCAGGGGACACACGGGACACACGGGACACAGAGGACACAGUCCCACCACAGCAGCCUCUCUCAAAGGGAGCCAGCAGCCCCCGGAGAGUGUCCCGCAGCAGGUUCAAGCUUGCAGCCAAUUUCACCUUCACCACAGGGCUCUGAGUCCUCCUGGCAGAUCUACACUCAUUAAAACUGCCAACAUAGGUAUAACACUGAUAGAUGAGUUGGCUAUAUUAAAUACCAUAAACAAGUGCCCUAAGAAUAUUGGAAAUGUGCUCUGUUUACCCUCCAUUCUUAUUUGGUUCCUCUUUGACUCAGAGUCCCUUGAUUUUCACUCUAUAUGCAUUUUCUUUUUGCAGAUUUUCUGCAAGUGUUCAAUUUGCCGCAGCCUUUUAAUGAUGUUUUAAUGCAAAAUGUGUCAAAACACAUGUUAAAGAACAAAAAAAAUCUAAAAAAAAAAAAAUAAGUUAGUUGUCACUGCAAUGAUCAGUGUAUUAGUUGGUCUUUUAGAGCAAAGAAUGGUUUCCAACAUUAUCAGUUUAAAAUGAUAAAGACAUUUUCUAGUUAAAUAUGUUUAACAUAUUAUAUAUGACAAAACUAAGUUGAAUCAAUCUGUUCUGUUUAUCAUUUCCUUUGAGAGGUGAGCAUAGAUUUGUCAGUGAAACUUUUCAAGUGGUGCCUUUUCCCUGGUCCCAGUCUUUUGGGGGGCUAACAUUUUGUGAUUGUGUUGAGGUUUACUUUUCUCUUACAUUCUGGUCUUUUGUCUCUUUCAAAAGACUCAAGACAUUUUUUCUAUUACUGGAGUAAGAAUAUUUUAUGGAAGACUUUUGCCUCAAUACUUGGUGUAUCUCCAGGAGCAAACCGAUGGUGCCAAAUACUCAUGACUUCUGUUUUAUUACUGGUACAAAAGCUCAUGAGUUUUAAGUGAUUGGAAGCAUUUUAACACUAGUGCUGUGAACAUUUAGAUCUUGACCCAAAGGUGUCUCAAUUGCUACGUGUGUCUGCUCAUGUUACUGAGGUCUGUUUUUCGUCUUCAGUUGCAGCCAACAGAAACUUGUUUUAAAUGCAGUUUGGGGCUGACACUGGACUAUGGUGGUGUGAAAUAUGCUGAGUGCAUAACAGUGCUUAUGCAUCGUGUUAGUCCACAGACUUGAUGUUUUUUGGCCCAGGAGAUGGCGCUCUUAUGGCUGUUUUUGUCAGUUCAAGGUUUGAGUGAACCUUGUCACUGGGAGACGCAUCUUUUUAGAUGGCAUGUCGAUGGCAGCAGAGGACACUCCUGGUCCAGUUUUAUUUAAUAAAAAGGUGAAUGGGUUUUUGGAGGAGUACAGUGGGGGAGGUAGGCUGGCUGUAGGGGUAGGUGUCUAUGAAUAUGACUAUUGUGCCCACAGUGUACCCACUGUGGUGCGCUGGGAUCUGCCUGGCUUUUACAAUGGCUUGUAUUUGCCAUGGUGCUAAAAGAGAUGCCAUGUACCUCUCUGUCUCUCACUUUAAGAUUUUACCUAAGCAUUAGUUUCUGUUGGUCAUAAUGUAACCCUGUUGGCUGUUGAGAUUGAGCAGGACCCUGAUACCACCAAAGUUGGCACAAGUUUGAUUUUUAGAUGAAAACUGCACAAAGUCCAUUGAGCCGGAUUCUGUAUAGACUUUUGUUCCCUGAGUUUCCUUUUGUAAGACCUGGUUGUACUUGGGUGUUUCAGUGAUGGCCAGAAGGGUAAUAUUUUUAAAAUGGUCUGCUUUGGUGUACUUCACCUGCACUGCUUUACUGAUAGUCUGGAAACCUCUUUUAUUAAAUUAACUUGGAGCUAGGUCUUGUGUAGAUUGAGAAGUAAUGAUUGAUAAUAAAAAUACUAAAAUUACUCAUUUAGUGAAUCAAGUUUGAAAGAAACAGUGACAACUAACUUAAUUAGAUUUUUCCUCUGGGUAAAUCGGGGAGAAACUACUGCUUUGGUUAAAUAUGCACUCUGCAUAUUCUAUAAAAUGUGUUAUUUUAGAUGGUUAAAAGUCUCAACCUGCUCUGCCAUAAGUUUGAUCACAUUGUUUACUAUUUUAAACAUUUGACAAGCCUGCACACUCUGUUGUUUAAUGGUUUAGUGCUACAAAUGUGGAUUUACUUAGUCAUCUGUCCCAGACAUUUACAGUCUGCCUUUUUGUUUAAGUAUUACUGAUGUGCAAACGUUCCCAACCAUCCCAAACAGUUGCUGUAACAGUUGAACAUUGUUAAAGGGGACCAAGAGGAGUAAUUUCAAUAAACAUCACAAGCAUUAA